AUGCUGCUCCUGCUCGCCGCGAUGGGCACGGCUGCCUCUCCGGAUUCCGAACUCGACCUGUUCCGUCGAGCCGCUCCCCUGCUGUCUCAGAAGCGCAAGGGCGGCUGGAACGCUGAGGAGAAGUGGUCAGCUCUAUGCUUCUCGUGGCUGAGUGACGCCGGCGAGAACGCAAGCCUCAGCGACGGUCCCCUUGCCCAUAAGAAGAAGAAGACGGUACAGAAACAGAUCGAGAGGUGGAAGGCCGAUGAAAGGUUCGCGGACACGAUGUCGCUGAUGGUCGAUACACCGCCGAGCGAACGGCCGAGUCUCAUUGCUCAGAUCCGGAAGGUGAGCACCUCCGAAGGUCGACGUGCACUGGAGCAGGAGGCAAACGACGAGCCGAACGGCGCGGGUAAUUGCAGUGUGGACGACGCGGCGAUGCCGCUCACCGCCAAGCACGAGAAGGCGCGUGUCCGAGCUCUCGUCUACGGAUUGCACAGCAUGACGGAAAGCCGGCGAGACUGGACUGUCGAAGCUGACCUCGCGAUCCUCGUCAAGGUCAACGGCAGUGAUGGAGACGUGCGAUCUGCUGUGGAAUCACUGCCGUGCAAGGAGCAUUUCCGCUACUACACGCUACUGCGUCUUCUGCCUCCCGACCUCUGCAACGAGUUCUUUCCGACGAAACAACUUCCAUCCGAUGCGCUGCCGCCUCGAGUCCUCAUGGGCAGGAGCCUUCUGGGCAAGCCCGUGAUGCGUCUGCCAUACGAGGGCAGCGCAUUCAUCGAGGCGGACGACGGCAGCGGCAACCUGCCUGAAUACGCCGACAUAUCUCUCAUCUCCGAAACCAAGGCCGCCAUCUCUAUUCCGUUCGAGUGGCCGCUCUGCAUCGAUCCGACGCACAUCAUCACGAGCGACGGAUCACAGGUCAUCUCUCCCUAUGCAGUCGAUGAUGUGACGCGGGACACGCGUCUAUCCGAGCUGCAAAAGGACAUCUCCGUCUUCGCAUCUCGGCGUCUCCACCGCCGGGUCAGCUCUGUCGUGCUCUUCGAAGAGUGCGGCCAGUCCGACCACGAACCUGCCGUGACGCCGUGGUGCGACCCGAGCGCGACUGCCAGAGAGGUCGAUCUCUUCAACGUCGCGGCGGGGGACCGGCUGCGUGUCUACAUCGUAGUCGAUUCACUCGCCGCCGUCCCUGAAGACGAGCCAUUCUGUCCGAUCCAAGAGCCCUCGUACGUGACGGCGCCGGAACCAUACGCGGAAGGAGCCGUUCGGAGGGAGCUGGACGCACUCAGCGUAAACGACAGGGGAAGGCCGCCAAAGCGUGCCCCGCGCUGGGACCGCGGAUUUUAA
Emiliania huxleyi CCMP1516 is the source of this 1329-nucleotide messenger RNA. RefSeq lists its product as hypothetical. The record is from RefSeq and is a predicted model, not a curated record. The transcript is spliced from 4 exons. Lineage: Eukaryota; Haptophyta; Isochrysidales; Noelaerhabdaceae. The coding region runs from base 1 to 1329 and encodes 442 amino acids.